UAAUAAUUUUCUGAUACUAUAAUUUCCAGACAUUCACUUUUCUCUUCCUCUUCAACCUAUCAUAGUUUCCAUUUUUUCUCUGUAGAAGCAAACACAUUCUUCUGUAUAAACUCUAUCAAAGUUGCAAUCUUUAAGCACUUCUUAAAUUUAAUCUCUUUCAAGAGAUAGAGAUCUAUACAUUCUAAUAAUUUGGGGUGUGAGAAAUAUUCACAAUCACACACAUUCAUAUUAGUGGUUGAAAGAGUGGAUUUAGAAAUCUUCAUCUAGAGCUAAAAACAAAGUGACCCUUUGAAUAAAGAGCCAAAAGGGUAUCUGAAAAUCUAUCAAAUCUGUUAAAUUGACCCUUGUAAAGGGGUUUUCACUUUUCAGCAACAUGAUGGCUGGAAAUGGUUUAUUUUAUCCAAUAUUUGGUUUUGCAUCGGUUGUGCUUUUUAUUUACAUGUCAUUUGCUGAUGUAAGGAUGGGUUUUGAGGAAGAAAUAGAAUUGAGUUUUGUGGAGAGAAAAGGUUCUCAGUUUGUGUUGGAUGGAAAAGAUUUUUAUAUUAAUGGAUGGAACUCUUAUUGGUUUAUGGUUCAAUCUGUGGAUGUUUAUACAAGACCUAGGGUAAGUGAAAUGCUGAAAGUUGGGGCUAAAAUGGGUUUAACUGUUUGUAGAACUUGGGCUUUUAAUGAUGGUGACUAUAAUGCCCUUCAGACUUCACCUGGUGUUUUUAAUGAACAAGCUUUCAAGGCUUUGGACUAUGUCAUAGCAGAAGCAAGGAGACAUCGAAUUAGGCUGCUUCUCACCUUAGUAAAUAACUUGCAAGCAUAUGGUGGGAAAGAUCAGUAUGUAAAAUGGGCAUGGCAAGAAGGGACAGGGUUAAGCUCAUCUAAUGAUUCUUUCUUCUAUGAUCCAUCGAUCCGAAGUUACUUCAAAACUUAUGUCAAGACUAUUCUGACAAGGAAGAAUACUAUUACUGGAAUUGAAUAUAGACACGACCCUAUCAUUUUUGGUUGGGAAUUGAUUAAUGAGCCGCGAUGUGCAACUGAUCCUUCUGGGGACACUCUCCAAGAUUGGAUAGAGGAAAUGUCAACUUUUGUCAAAUCGAUUGACAAGAAACAUUUGGUGACUAUUGGACUCGAAGGUUUUUAUGGUCCUAAUGACCCAAAAAGGUUGACUGUCAAUCCACCAGAAGGGUGGGCAUCGCUGCUUGGAUCUGAUUUUAUUAGGAACUCUCAGACCUCAAAUAUUGACUUCACCUCUGUCCAUAUCUAUCCCGACCAUUGGUUUCAUAAGCAAGUUUUUGAAGACUACAUGAAAUUCCUCUCCAAGUGGAUGCUUUCUCACAUUGAAGAUGGUGAUAAUGUAUUAAACAAACCUGUUUUGUUUUCUGAAUUUGGAUUAUCAGACUCAAUCACGAACUUUUCAAUGUCUAACCGAGAAAAGAUGUACAAAACAAUUUUAGACAUAUCUCACAAAUCUGCUAAGAAUAAUCGGUCCGGAGCAGGUGCUAUGGUUUGGCAGUUCUUAGUCGGUGGAAUGUCGGACUUUAUCGAUGAUUUUGGGAUGGUACCGUGGGAAAAGCCAUCAAUCUAUUCAAUGUUUACUCAGCAUUCAUGCAGAUUAUCAAAGGUCAACAAAGGAUUGACUCAACAGAACCCAAGUUUCAAACAAGUGUGUUAAUGAGUUCAUUUAUGGGCUGGUUUUGUACAAUAUCUAUGUUAUUUUCAUAAUCAAAUGCUGCAUUUUGGUGCAUAGUGAGGUAUAUAGUCUUUUGGCGUAGAUUAGAUAAUCUAUUUUGAUGUGUGUAAUCCAGAUUAUACAAAAUCUAUAACAAGUCUUUUGAGAUGAGAUGGAAAAUUGUUUGAAAGUUAUACAAGUAACAUUCUUAAGUCUUGCGUCCACCGGUUUUACUCUGAGAAUUCUCAAAAGUCAAAAUCAUCAAUUGUUACAUUUACUGUCAGUUGAAAAUCCCUCUUUGACACGUGUCACCACGUGGUUUGCUAGCUCAUUAAAAAAAGGGGCCACGCUGUGCCACGUCUCCGUUCUGUUGAUCAAACAGAUGGAAGGACGGGCAAAAGUUAUAGGAUUACAUGUUGGAACAAAGUUCACAUUGGUGUGUGAAUUGAAAAUAAAAUUUUGUCCCUUAUCGGGUACUAGAGCAUAUUAGUAUGUUGUAGCAUACUAGUGUGUAAUUUUGAGGAAAUAAAUAAAUUAAGUCUCAUAUUUAUUUAUUUA
Molecule: messenger RNA, 2218 nt
Organism: Trifolium pratense (red clover)
Lineage: Eukaryota; Viridiplantae; Streptophyta; Magnoliopsida; Fabales; Fabaceae
Product: mannan endo-1,4-beta-mannosidase 2-like
Exons: 5
Coding region: 374-1663 (429 amino acids)
Molecular function (GO): hydrolase activity, hydrolyzing O-glycosyl compounds
Source: RefSeq, a predicted model, not a curated record